Molecule: messenger RNA, 3929 nt
Organism: Bufo gargarizans (Asiatic toad)
Lineage: Eukaryota; Metazoa; Chordata; Amphibia; Anura; Bufonidae
Product: PH and SEC7 domain-containing protein 1-like
Exons: 16
Coding region: 390-3173 (927 amino acids)
Biological process (GO): regulation of ARF protein signal transduction
Cellular component (GO): ruffle membrane
Molecular function (GO): protein binding; guanyl-nucleotide exchange factor activity; phospholipid binding
Source: RefSeq, a predicted model, not a curated record
GAAGAUAUUAAGUCACACUACCGGCUGCUGUAAAUGACACGGUUCCUUUCUUGCCUAUGUAACCCAUGAAACCACAGGACAAGAGCUCAUUCUGCUCUCCUCAGCUGUGGUCAGUGUGGCAAUGCACAAUAGAAGGGGACAGGAGUCUAGGUUUGGACAACCCUCCUCCGCUGGGUGCAUUGGACCAAGUAAAGUGAUGAGCUGGUCUCCAGUAGUUGGUGAGUCCCUGAUGGUACUGAAGUUUCCUUAGAGCACAUGUUAAUGCGGUGGACUCGCUCUCUCUGUAGUGCCAGGGUUGAACAGCCUUGAAUUCUCCUAGUGCUGGACUCUAGGAAGCCAUAUUUUGUUUGCCAAACUGGAAACCCCCCAAUGCAAAUGAACAAGGUGAAAUGGAAGAGCAGCAGCUUUCGGUGGAUGAUGACCUCUUACCCAUAUAUUAUGCUCGACCUGACAUAGAAACGGACACCUUGCUUGGGGUUUGUCAGGAAUACAAGGCCGAAGCCAGUGUGUUCCCCUUGUUGAACCAUGACGCAAAGACUCAUGAGAGGUCCAGCCAACAUCCUCGCAAAGAUCAAGUAGACACCAAAGAGUCUGGUUGCAUCUCAGGUACUAAUGCUGAGAACUGUUGUAGAGGCCAGGCAUAUUCAGAACCCCAAAGGGAUGUCCAGCUUGAUCCCCAGGCACCAUUUUUAUUUAAAUCCACCAACAUGAAGACCCAAGUCAACUCCUCGUCCAAAAACAUCUCUGCUCAGGAUGUCUUUUUGGCGAGCUUACUUCAGGCACAACUAUGUGUGAUGGAUCUCCAAGAUGAGAUUGAUCAUUCGGAGAACUGUACCACGAGGAGAAUGCAGGAAUCCAGACCUUACAUUGAGGUGGAUGCUUUAGUGGACGAGGAACUUCCCACUUUGGAAGAGGACCAAGAAAGCGAUGAUGCUUCCUAUUCAGAAGUGGAGGUGGAAGAUGAGAGUUUAUUUUGUGAUAAUCCCUUGUUUAGAAACUCUACGACUUCAUGUCCAGUGGUUGAAAGUACACAGCAAUGUAUUACCACUUGUGACCUGGCAGAAGCUAACGGGAGCCAGCAGCUGCCAACACAGGACGUCUGGGAGAUUAAAAUAUUAGGUACGAGAACAGAUGUGUGGCAUCAGAUGACACGGGAAGAGUCGCUGGAGGAGCUCCAGAUUUAUGAGGAUGAGUGGGAGGAGAAGUGGGCAUUGUCUGAAAACCCAAGGACCAAUAAAUGGCUUGUUUCUGAUACUCAACACAGUACCCAGAAGGAUGUCUUAAGAAGAACAGAAGAAACCCAGAAGAGUAUGACGGCAUUAAACUCUACAGCAAGCGUGACCGAAACCUCUGCCACCCAGGAGGCCACUCAUGAAGACGAGGGUUUACUGUUUUCCGAUUCUAGUUUCUGGACCAAAUUGUUAAUUGAAGAUGAGAAACCUGAGCAGAAGAAUCCACCGCCUCAAGCAUUUCUGGACAACAUGUGCACUCCGCAGGAGACUGGUGGAGACAUUGUGCUCAUGCAGUGCCCUGAGAGAGACAUGCCCAUAGAGAACCACGAGGAAGGAGAGGCACAUCUGGUGUGCCAAGGCUGUCAAGGCAAGGAACACGUGGCCGGUAGAGUGCCAAUGCAGGGCAAGGCAGAAGAAAUGGACGCUCGGCAGUGUCCUCCAGAGAUUGUAAUAGACCUAUCAGAUGAUGUGUCCACUGAUCUGGAGACUUCUGGCUCUGAGGAGGCAACCUAUGUGGAGGCCGUAGCCAGGAGUCAGGAUGUGGAGGCAGUUCGAUGUUUGGCGUUGAAAUUAUUCCAUCUGGAUGGUUUUGACAGAUCUCAGGUCGCUCCCUACCUUCAGAAAAAUAAUGACUUCAGUGCCUUGGUCGCCGAGGAAUACCUUGCACUUUUCGACUUCACAGGGAAAAGCCUGGAUAUGGCUCUCAGGUCUCUGCUGCAGGAACUGGUACUGACUGGGGAAACACAGGAGCGAGAGCGUGUCCUCUUCCAUUUCUCCAAGCGCUUCCACAGCUGCAACCCUAAAGAUUUCCGCUCUGCAGAUGCUGUUCACACUAUGACCUGCGCCCUCAUGCUGCUCAAUUCAGAUCUACAUGGACAGAAUAUCGGGAGGAGCAUGACGUUACCAGAAUUUAUUAAUAAUCUUGACGGUAUGAAUGAUGGCAGCAAUUUUCCACGGGAGCUUCUGAAGGGUUUGUACAACUCGAUCCGUACUGAGAAGUUGGAAUGGGCCGUGAAUGAAGAAAGACUGCCCAACACCCGACUUACAAGACCCGAGAGUCUUAUGUCUGUUCGGAAAAGAAGCAACCCUUUUGUGGACAUACCUGCUCCUGACCCAGAUGCUCCGGUGUACAAACAAGGAGUGCUCUGCCGUAAAGUGCACGCUGAUGCUGAUGGAAAGAAAACUCCAUGGGGAAAACGAGGCUGGAAAUCCUUUCACGCGGUAUUGAAGGGGAUGCUGCUCUUCUUGUUAAAGGAUGAGUACAGGUCUGACUUCCAUUUUCCUGAGGAGGUGAUCAGUGUGCAUCAUUCUCUGGCCGAGAGAGCCAGCGAGUACACCAAGAGACCCAACGUCUUCCGGCUGCAGACCGCCGACUGGCGCGUGUUCCUCUUCCAGACUCAGACACCAGAAGAGAUGAACUCAUGGAUGAUCCGUAUUAACUUGGUGGCAGCUAUGUUUUCAUCACCGCCAUUUCCAGCUGCUGUCGGUUCCCAAAGAAGAUUUUACAGACCCAUCCUUCCCUCCGCUGCAUGUAAACUGGACCUGGAAGAGCAACUUCAGUCCCAUGAAUCCUUGAUGGACAGGUUUACAGAUGACCUGACAGAGCAUCAGCGGAAUCUUCCAGACUCCAAGAGCAAAACGCGAGAAUGGGAGGACUAUCACCUGCGAGGAGACUACUUGCGUUUUGAGAAAUUAAGGUACGAAACCUACGUGAAGCUUUUAGUCCUACGGAUGGAGAACGGCUGUGAAGACCUCCAGACCUUAGAGUCUCGCCUUACAGAACCUGAUGGAGAGCACGAGAGCUCUGGCCUAAAACGCUCCUACUCCAGCCCCUCGCUGAACCCCGAGAGUUCUGCCAUGGAGGUGAAGGUCAAACGUAAUAUCUCCGAGCGGAGAACGUAUCGCAGGAUUAUCCCCAAGCGCAAUAAAAACUUAGUGUGAUCGGUGAACCCAACUCAGGACAGAACUUAUGCCGGAAAGCCUGCACUUUUCAUGGUACCUCACUAUGUGCAGCAUAAACAGGGACCACUGAUUGCCUUUAUAUCCAAUGCGAAGGGAAAUCUGACGAGAUUGUGCAUGGUGUGUCCUUACACAAGAAGGAACUCUAGGAACUCUAUGGGAUUCUUAACCAGUAUUAAUGGUAGUGUGUGUGCGCGCAAACGCUAGGGUGUUAACAUUAGCUAGAAUGGCUUUUUGGUCUAGAUCUGUGGAUUCAUAUUUUCAUACCUAGGAACUGGGCCCUUCACUAGGCACAGUCAAUCUGCACUUCUAGUUUUGGCCACUAGCUGGCGCUGUGGUACAACUAAGCUGAAGAGCUAAUGUAGACUUACUGAUGAAUAGGAUUUAAGAAGAAGAUUUCCUCUAUAACAGAAAAAUCACCAGUAAUGAAAGCGGUGUCCCAGGAACCAGGGAGUCCCGCAAAGCACCCUAAUGACACACAAAUUGUCUGUAGGAGAAACUUUGUAAUAUACUUACCAUUCCAAAAUUGCAUGGAUCAGCCUUCGGAGGGCUCUGUCACAGGAUGCUCCUCUUCCGAGAAUCUUGCUUCCAGCCAAAGCUAUGGAUGGGACGUUACUUAGGGUCCAUUCACAGGUCCGCAAUUCUGUUCCGCAUUUUGCGGAAUCGAAUUGCGGACCCAUUCAUUUCUAUGAGGGGAUCCGCACUUCCGGGUUCGCAAUUCCGUUCCCGAAAAAAAUA